AUGGAUUUGGAAAGCAUUUGGGAUCACUUGCCUGAAAUCUGUCUGCAGAACAUAUUUCUUUACCUUGGAGACCAGGACAGAUGUAACACCGCUUUGGUUUGCAAAAAAUGGAAUCAAGUAAUGAACUCGGCCAGACUUUGGAAGUCGCGAACUAUAAUCUUUCGAGGGAAAUCAAUUACAUCCUGUGAGACAGAAUACAGCUCUGCAGAGUGGUAUAUCUUGAGGUUUGGUAGAUAUCUUGAGAAUUUGGAAAUCAGGUUUCUCAAUUCUUACAAUACUUUCUUCACACGGAAGUUCCAAAUUGUCAUGACAAGUAUAUUAUCAACCUUGGGUAAAAGCAAUCGGCGUUUGAAAAGCCUUUCAAUUCCAUACCUGGAUUUGGAAAGGCUAAUUUGGAAGAGCCAAACAAGAGAUGCUUUUGUCAGGGUUUUGUGCACAUUUCUUAAAAAGAUAGGAAGACACUUGGAAUAUCUUAACCUGAGAGGAGCAAAAAUGUCAUGUGAACAUGGCCAUGAAGUCCUUCAUUCUUUGAGCUAUUCCAGGAAGGUGAUGAAUAUGACUGAAUUGGACAUUGAAGACUUCUUCUCGGCCCACAUCCAUGUGUUUCUUCAUAACACCUUCAGCCACAUUAUGUCUUCUUUUCAGAAUCUCAGGAUUAUCUCCUUGAAUUACAACUGUGUUUCAGAUGACUUGCUGCAGGUGCUAUGCACAAACAGUAACCAUUGCCUUUUCACAAUUAACAUCAAGUGUCAUAUGUAUAACCCGCAUCAGCAGAUUGUCUGGGGGAUGUACUGGGCAAAACUCGCAAAGAAAGCCAGGAAUCUAUCUGUUAAUUUCUACAUUUAUAGAGUGCUGCACUACAGUCACUUGUCAAGAAUAUUACUAUCUGAGAUUCCUAUCAGACACCUCAGCAUCAGAAGUAGUUAUUCAAGUGACCCUGAUUGGUACAUUUGUCCAACACUGGUAGAACUAUUGCCAAACUAUAGACAAACACUUAAGAAACUGACUCUGGAGUUCAAUAACAGCCAUGAAAAUGUGGAUGAAGAGCUGCUAAACCUGGUCCUUGUAUGCGAUCGUCUUCAUUAUAUAAAGGUCUGGGCCUUUCUCGAUGUCAAAUUUGUGGAAGCACUGUUGCAUACCUGUGAGCAAGGCAAGAUCUUCCUUAGAACUAUGAAGGUCCGAAUUUACACAAACAAUUAUGACACCAGUGAGGAAGAUCAGAGUCUUCAUCAAAUCUUUGAGAAACACAGGGACUACAUUUUAAGGAAAAUGGAUUAUUACCACGUGGUUACAUGUCCCAUAUUGUAA
Bufo bufo (common toad) is the source of this 1308-nucleotide messenger RNA. It is a transcript of the gene FBXO39, whose product is annotated as F-box protein 39. Gene Ontology annotation, molecular function: protein binding. The record is from RefSeq and is a predicted model, not a curated record. NCBI's taxonomy places the organism in Eukaryota, Metazoa, Chordata, Amphibia, Anura, Bufonidae. Bases 1 to 1308 code for a protein of 435 amino acids. The transcript has 3 exons.